AUGGCUGCCGCAGACGCACGCGGAAUAGGCCAGUCAACCCCUCCGCUUCCUCCGCUCCCUCCACUCCCUCCACUCGACAAGCGCACAGCACCCACGUACAAAGGACCGGAGAACUUCGACCUCAUGCGUCUGCCACCCGAAUUACGUCUCAAGGUGUACGAGCAGUUGCUACCAACAGAUCGCAGUACCUUCUUCGUUGAAGUCCACCGUCGCCCAGGAACUGCGUCGAACUUCAGGGCGCGUAAAUCAGGCAGACAGGCUUGGCCGCAGCUUGCAGAUGUUGAGCGACCCGCAAAAGGCUCGAGCGGCUUCCCUGGUAAGGGUGAUAUGGAGUGGUUCUGGAUAGUCAACGAUUGGGCGCUCCUACGCAAGCCAGAUGCAGUGCUGAAGCCUCUGGUAAACCUUGCCAAAGCCUGCCGUACUACACAUGCCGAGGUCAUGCCUCUGGUGUGCAAAGACUUCUUACUGGAAGUCACAGAUUUGAGCAUCGCCUGCUGGUACGCAUGUGCACGUCCUUUUUUCACUCCAUCAAUCACCACUCUUCACAUCACUGCCGAGAUCUACAUGCGCCACUACCUGCGAGAACGCUGGCUCACACAACUUCUCCUGCGGUUUCCCAACCUCGAAUAUUUCAAGAUCUCCGGCGUCCACAGCCACAAGCGAAUCUCACAGUAUGGUACCCGCUAUAUGAAGGACGAUCUGCUCAUGAUGAGAUUCAUCCUGAGCAACGCCAAACUCGAGCGAGUCGGUACCGUCUUCGACGAUUCCGACGACGGUUGCGAGGACGACGGCCUACUAGGGAUUGACUGCUCUCCUACAAUCGCUUUCGUCACCGGUAAUGCCUUCGAAAAGCUCUUCCAGAACUCCACAGAGGGCGUUUUCGCGGAUAUCGAUUUCGAAGCGGAGCUCAAGAAGUCCGAGAGUUGUGUGAUGGUUGAGAAGAGUAAGAAGCGCAAGAGACGAUCUUAG
This is a messenger RNA of Cyphellophora attinorum, 969 nucleotides long. RefSeq lists its product as uncharacterized. The record is from RefSeq and is a predicted model, not a curated record. The transcript has a single exon. Lineage: Eukaryota; Fungi; Ascomycota; Eurotiomycetes; Chaetothyriales; Cyphellophoraceae. The coding region runs from base 1 to 969 and encodes 322 amino acids.